GUAAGGUCGGUUUCUUUUCUCUGAUCGUACAUAGCCUACUGUUGGUGUAAAUAACAAAAAAUGGGAGCGUCUAAUGAUAAACCCCUCAAAUGCCCGCUGUGUCACGAAGAGUGUCGGAAUCAGGUGACGCUGAGAUGCGAGCACACCUUCUGUCAGGACUGUAUCGGUGAGUUAUGGAGCGGAUCACCAACUGGACCUUAUUACUGCCCCGAGUGCAAGUACGAGUACAAGGAACUGCCAGACUACACGGGUGGAACCUCAGCAGCCAGACCCAGCCCAAGGUGGGCACUUGGAAAGAAGCUAUCUGCCCGAUAUUCCACUAAGCCAUUGCUUGGGAAGAGGAAGUCCAGUUCUGCAUUCCCCGAGAAGUACAGUGGUGGGAACAGGCUGGGUUCAGCACAAUCUAGUAACCUCAACGUCACUGACUCUUCUAAUGUGAUCAACAUCAAUGACUCUGAUGAUGAUACACCAGCACCACCUAAAAGAAAGCCCAUAGCAGAAGAGCACCCAUCUGAAAGCCUGUCUCCAUCCGUGGUUUGGAGGAAUACUUCUACGUGUGAUUCAUCAACACAACGCACACCUCUAGAAACAACCUCAUCAACACCUCUUCAUUUAGAAUCAUCGCCAGAGAGGAACACAAGCUCAAAAAGGGAGGACCAGCCUGUAGUGGCUUCAUGUAGUAACACAGAGACACCCAGAAAAAACAACACCCUUCAAGAAGAGAAAGAACCCUCAAAAGAGCCACCAAUGACAAAAGACACCUCCUCUAAAGCCAGUGAUUUUCCAAGAGUGAAUGUGACCACUCAUUCGGCUCAAAUAAGCCCAUCUAAUAAUGAGGAGCCUCCGGUCUUCAGUGUCUCAGGUACAUCAACAGAGAGGCUCUCCGGUAGCAGCCAUGUGCCCUGCCAUUACUGUCCUUCUUCAGACCAGAAGGUUGCAGUGAAGACCUGCCUUGUAUGUGGGGCCUCAAUGUGCUCACAGCACCUGCAGGCACAUCUGGAAAAGGCAGUGUUCCAAAACCACCCACUGGUGAACGCUGUGGAGGAUGUGUCUCUCUGGAGAUGCCAGGAGCACCAGGAGAUGAACCGCAUCUACUGUCGAUCGUGUUCAGUGUGUGUGUGUACUGUGUGUUCCUUGGUUGGAUCACACAAGGGUCAUGAGUGCAUCAGCAUCCGUGAGGCAGAGCAGGAACUCAGAGGCUCACUGAAGGAUGAGAUGACAAAAACUCAAAAAACUGAAAAGACCAUUGUGGAAAAAGCCUUCCAGCUCAGUGAGAAAAAGCAUGUUGUCCAGACAGGUCUGGAUGAAGUGCGAUUGGCUGUGUUGCAGCAGUAUCAGGCCAUGCGGGAGGCUCUGGAGCAUGAGGAGGCGCAGGCACUGCACUGUGUGGCUCAGGAACGGGACAGAGUGUUGGGGAGCAUCGAAAGGCAGCUUGACACCUUGCAGGGUGCCCUGAUAUCUAGCCAGAGCAUAUUAAACACCCUGCAGGGAAUGACCACUGCACAAGGGCUGUUGCAAUACCAGGAUCAAGCCUUUAUCAUGGCAUACAGCAAGAUAGCAACACAACUCAAUGGACUGUCUAAACCUGUGGAAAACCUUGAACCUCCUCAGGAGGUAAACCAGUGCCGACUUGACUGUCUUCAAGACUGGACUGAACGGAGACUGGACACUGUCCUCAUAGCACUGCCUCACCGUGACCCUUUCAGAUUGCUAUAUGGGAUAAGCCCAACUCUGGAUCCUGAUACUGCCCAUCCAAAACUGCUACUGUCUGAUGAAAACAGAACGGUACAGUACAGCGAGACCCAGCAGGAUUACACUGAGCAGGAGCUUCGCUUCAACAUAUUCCCGCAGGUGCUGGGCUCCCAUGCCCUAGACAGGGGCUGCUGCUACUGGGAGGUGGAGGUUCCUCUGGAUGAGGGCCGCUGGAAGGUGGGCAUCACUGAUGAACAGAUAGGCAGAAAGGGGCAAAAGGAUGCAUGUCGUAUUGGCUUCUACCCCAAUUCUUGGUGCCUAAUAUAUGAGAAGGGGAAGGUGGAAGCCCUUCAUGAUAAGGUGGCUUCACCUGUGUGUGCCACUGGACUAUGGAAGGUCGGGGUGCUGCUGGAUUUUAACGAGGGCCGCUUGUCUUUUUAUAGCGUGGCAAAGGAUGGGGCUCUUUCUUUGCUGUACAGUUUUGAGCAUACGUUCUCUGAGCCACUGUAUCCGGCACUGGCAGUUUCUAAAACUGAGCUCACCAUCUGUGAUGUAUUUACCAAGCCCACUACAGACUAGACUAUAUUUGUGCUUUUUAUCAAGCUUUUUAUCAUUAAGCAGCACUAAACACUUACAUUCCAGAAUACAACAUCAUUCCAUUAGUGAUCAUUGCUGUAUCCAGUAGUGCAACAGGUCUUGAUGAAAACAAACUAUUUUGGCCUGUUUGUAUUUAUUUUUAUGAAUGGCUAAAGAAUGAUAGCCACUGUUUUGGAGAGGUAGGAACAUUUACAUAACUGAGCCUUUUAAAACUUCAAUUCCAGAUAUAUACUCUAUAUAUCUAUGUUUUUAUACCAUCUGGAAUGGUUUAAUUUUCAAAAACAAUCUUGUGUGACUUUUGACUACAUUUUAAAAAUCAUUUUAAUUCUUUUUUAGGAUUUAUUUUAUAAUUCAUCAAAAAAAUAUUUUUUGUGUUUUUAUAUUGAUUAAAAUAUGUACAACUAAAUAAGACGGAGUUCAGGAGAAACAUUUCUCAUAAAUCUUUUAAAACAAUAUUGAGUGUUUUAAAUCUUAUUUAAAUUUAAACAGCACAUUUUAGAACAGACAUUUUGCAUCAAUAUAUUACUUCUGUCUUGAUUUAAUGUAAUAAGAAAUAUUGUUUUAAGCCAGUAAUAUGAUUGAUACCAUCUUAUAUUCAGAAUUAAUUUGGACGUUUUUGUCCAAACUCAAAUCGUCUGUGGCAUUUAAAAAAUAUAUAUUUUUGUCACUAAAUCUGUGUCAUUCCAUAAUUUCUGCAAUGUUGUAUCAUCAAUCUACUUGUUCAUGUUUUUAGUUGGAGUGACUGAAUAUUCCAUUUCAACUCCAGAUGGCAGCAUUGUUCAAAAUCAAAUGGAGAAACAAAGAAAAUAUGCUUUGUUGACUUCAAUUCAUCAUAUAGGAAAAUCAAACAAAAAGGUGUUAAAUAGUGUGCCAAUGCUCAGGGAAUCAAUUCAGAUGUUUUCUGCUUAUUUGGUUAUUUUAUAUGUUGUCUGAUUCAUAAUGUAUGUGCUUCUCAAAUAAAUAUUUUAAUUU
Xyrauchen texanus (razorback sucker) is the source of this 3261-nucleotide messenger RNA. RefSeq names its product E3 ubiquitin/ISG15 ligase TRIM25-like. The record is from RefSeq and is a predicted model, not a curated record. NCBI's taxonomy places the organism in Eukaryota, Metazoa, Chordata, Actinopteri, Cypriniformes, Catostomidae. Gene Ontology annotation, molecular function: protein binding; zinc ion binding. The coding region runs from base 61 to 2271 and encodes 736 amino acids. The transcript has 7 exons.